This is a messenger RNA of Lodderomyces theae, 1530 nucleotides long. RefSeq names its product Ssh1p (gene SSH1). The coding region runs from base 1 to 1530 and encodes 509 amino acids. Gene Ontology annotation, molecular function: signal sequence receptor activity; ribosome binding; transmembrane protein transporter activity. The transcript has a single exon. NCBI's taxonomy places the organism in Eukaryota, Fungi, Ascomycota, Pichiomycetes, Serinales, Debaryomycetaceae. Gene Ontology annotation, cellular component: Sec61 translocon complex; membrane. The record is from RefSeq and is a predicted model, not a curated record. Gene Ontology annotation, biological process: SRP-dependent cotranslational protein targeting to membrane, translocation; post-translational protein targeting to membrane, translocation.
AUGAGCAUCCCAGUUCGCCUUCUUGACUUGGUAAAAUUCUUCUUACCCAUCCUCCCAGAAAUUGAAUUCCCCUUUGAGAAAACCAAAUUCGAUGAAAGAAUCGUAUUCACUGUAGGUUCAGCUUUGAUCUUCCUAUUCGGUCAAUUACCAAUCUAUGGUCUAAUCCCGCAAGCUCAAUUCCACUUGCAAGAUCCAUUUUACCAAUUCAGACUGAAUUUCGCCAUGGAAAAAGCCACAUUGUUGGAAUUGGGGUUGUUGCCCAUCAUCACUGCGGGGUUUAUCUGGCAAUUGGGUGCUGGAUUGAAGUUGAUCAAUGUGAAUUUGGGAUUGAGAUAUGAUCGAGAAUUGUUCCAAAGUGGACAGAAAUUGACUAGUUGGGGGAUUGCAAUUGUGUUCACCUUGGGAUUGAUUUAUUCUGGUUAUUAUGACGAUGUGAUUAGGGGAUAUAAUAUUAUCCCUACUAAGGAGAAUAAUGGAUUGGUUUCGUCGAGUUUGCCAUUGGGCUCCUAUUUCAUCAUUUUCAUCCAAGUUGUAUCUUGGCAAGUUAUUGUAAGCUUAUUGGUGGAAAUCUUCGAUAAGGGGUACGGAUUUGGGUCAGGUAUAUUGUGUUUCUUAGCCUUGCAAAAUGCCACCAAUUUCGUUGGUGAUUUAGUAGGGUUGGAAUUGUUCCCCGUUAUCAAUUCAAACAAGUUUGAGAGUGCAGGAUCAUUGAUGAAUUUAGUGCGUAAUUUUUCAAUCUUUAAUUUGAAAGCGACUAGCUGGCAAAUUUGGCAUGCAUUCACCAGGAUUCAAUUACCCAACUUGACCCAAUUUUACAUUUCAUUCGCUUCGGUGUUUGUUAUUAUUGCAUUGCAGAAUUUCCGUGUUGAUGUCCCCAUUAGAUCAACCAAAGUCCGUGGUAUGAAUCAAAUGUUCCCCAUUCGGUUAUUGUACACUGGUGGACUACCUGUAUUAUUUGCAUACAGUGUCAUUGCCAAUGUUCAAGUUGUUGGAUACAUUUUAUUUGCCACAUUGCUCAAGUUGGGAGCACCAGCUUCCAUCAUUACUUUGCUCGGCAACUAUGUCGUUCAACCAGCUAGUAACAGAUUAGCGUUGACUGGUGGCUUAUUAUACUACUUGUCUCCAGAGCAAACUUUAUUAGCAUCAAUGACAUCCCCCAUCAGAACCAUUACGUACUCAUUGACAAUUGUCAGCUUGGCAGUAUGGUUUGCAUUCAAAUGGAGUUUUAUAUCAGGAUCAUCUCCAAAAGACAUUGCUAAACAAUUUAAAGAUCAAGGAAUUUCCAUUGCUGGUAAGAGAGAUAUUGCAAUUUCCAAAGAAUUGUCCAAGAUUAUCCCCACUGCGUCCAUAACUGGAGCUUUUGCACUCGCUGCAUUGGCUGUCGUUGGUGAUUACUUGGGCGGUUUGGGAAAGAAUGGAGCAACAAUCAUUGGUGUGUCAUCGGCGUUUGGUAUUUUGGAAGAGUUUAUGGUUGAAUACCAACAAGCCACCGGGUCGCAAUUCUCAAGUGCUCUUGCUGGUGCGCAAUAG